CCACCGACAAAGUCGCCGCGCGCCACCCCGCUUCACCCUUUUAUAGGCAGAACCCGGAUUGUCCACCCAGCCCUUCCAUUGGCUGAAGCGCAUCUUUGUCCUCACGGCCAAUAGCGCGGCUCGGCCAGAAUCCGCUCAUUUCCAUAAUCUCGUCCCCCCGCGCAGGAGCGCUGCCGAAAACUCGCGAAUCACCACGCAGCCCAAGCACAGCCUUAAUUUGCCUACGGCCUCUUUAAGUAGCGAGGCGCUUCCGGCCGCCUGGGCCUUAACUGCGCUGCGUGCGCCUCCGGACGGCUCUCGGUUGUUGCUCGCGCUUCCCGCUAUGCCCGAGCCGGCCAAAUCCGCUCCCGCGCCCAAGAAGGGCUCCAAGAAAGCGGUCACCAAAGCCCAGAAGAAGGACGGCAAGAAGCGCAAGCGCAGCCGCAAGGAGAGUUACUCCAUCUACGUGUACAAGGUGCUCAAGCAGGUGCACCCGGACACCGGCAUCUCGUCCAAGGCCAUGGGCAUCAUGAACUCCUUCGUCAACGACAUCUUCGAGCGCAUCGCCGGCGAGGCCUCCCGCCUGGCGCAUUACAACAAGCGCUCCACCAUCACGUCGCGGGAGAUCCAGACGGCCGUGCGCCUGCUGCUGCCCGGCGAGCUGGCCAAGCACGCCGUGUCCGAGGGCACCAAGGCGGUCACCAAGUACACCAGCUCCAAGUGAGUCCCCGCUGGGAGGCGGCGCUCGCCCGGGGCGCCGGCCGCUUCGCUCCAAAGGCUCUUUUCAGAGCCACCCAUCUU
This is a messenger RNA of Neogale vison (American mink), 780 nucleotides long. Its product is annotated as histone H2B type 2-E. Gene Ontology annotation, molecular function: DNA binding; structural constituent of chromatin; protein heterodimerization activity. Gene Ontology annotation, cellular component: nucleosome. Bases 323 to 703 code for a protein of 126 amino acids. The record is from RefSeq and is a predicted model, not a curated record. Lineage: Eukaryota; Metazoa; Chordata; Mammalia; Carnivora; Mustelidae. The transcript has a single exon.